GCUAAGGCGAGCUCGGCCGGCGCUUCCCACCCGCGGGCGGCGGCGUCCGGCGGAGGCUCCGCGGCUCCACGGCACGCGCGGGAGUUGGAAGAUGGGGAAGAAAAGCAGAGUAAAAACUCAGAAGUCGGGUACAGGAGCCACAGCGACAGUAUCUCCAAAGGAAAUGUUGAAUCUUGUUAGUGAGUUAUUGCAAAAAUGCAGCAGUCCUACUCCAGGCCCUGGUAAGGAAUGGGAAGAAUAUGUACAGAUUCGUUCACUUGUUGAGAAAAUUCGCAAAAAGCAGAAAGGUUUGUCUGUCGUCUUUGAUGGAAAAAGAGAUGACUAUUUCCCUGAACUGAUAAAGUGGGCAACUGAAAAUGGAGCAUCCACAGAGGGUUUUGAAAUAGCUAACUUUGAAGAGGAGGGAUUUGGUUUGAAAGCAACAAGAGAGAUAAAGGCUGAAGAGUUGUUCCUGUGGGUUCCUAGAAAGCUGUUGAUGACAGUUGAAUCAGCUAAAAAUUCAGUAUUAGGCUCCCUCUAUUCUCAAGACCGAAUUCUUCAAGCCAUGGGCAAUAUCACGUUGGCAUUCCAUCUUCUUUGUGAGCGAGCCAACCCCAACUCUUUCUGGCUGCCCUACAUCCAGACGCUCCCCAGUGAAUAUGACACUCCUCUCUAUUUUGAAGAAGAUGAAGUGCAGUACCUUCAGUCAACUCAGGCCAUACAUGAUGUUUUUAGCCAAUAUAAAAAUACAGCUCGACAGUAUGCCUAUUUCUACAAAGUUAUUCAGACUCAUCCCAAUGCCAGCAAACUGCCCUUAAAGGACUCUUUUACUUACGACGACUACAGAUGGGCCGUGUCCUCUGUUAUGACACGGCAGAACCAGAUUCCCACAGAAGAUGGUUCCAGAGUUACGCUGGCUCUAAUACCUUUAUGGGACAUGUGUAAUCAUACUAAUGGACUGAUAACUACAGGCUACAAUUUAGAAGAUGACCGGUGUGAAUGUGUGGCGCUGCAGGAUUUCAAGGCCGGAGAACAGGCGUGCAGCCCUUCACCCUGGAACAGGAAGUACCAUGGGAGACUCUUGUAAGGAUCCAUGGAACAGUUCAGAAUCAACCCCUAAGAAUCAAAACCGAGGGUUGAAACUAGUGCUGCCUUGACAACAGUGGCUCCAGGAGUGUAGGAAAUGCUCAGCAGGAGAGUUCCUGUGCUGUGUCAGCAGCCAGCCUGAGCUCUCAGUGGAGCAGCACUCCAUUUUUCCUAGUGCUUGUGCAACUGCAGUCAGUGUGGCCAGAAAAACACUUUGUCUGUGAAACAUCCUGAUGUGUUUUGUAACUCAGUCUCUGAGUGCUUACUUUUGGUGUAUUAUUUUGCCGAUCUUAGACUUGAUUGUAUUUUGAUUUUUGUUGUUGUUUUUCUUACACAUUGUUACCUUCUUUGGAACCAACAUGUGUCUGAAAAAAUUCUGAAGUGAGUGUUGCCAGAGGUGUGUUUAUCCUCAUUGCCAUGCUGGGGUUUACAGUGACUGUAUGGCUUUGGUGUUGCCAGUACAAUUUGUUAUGGUAGUCAAAUAGCUGCUGUAUUUUCCAGUGCUGGUAUGAUGAGUUAAAAGCAGUCCGGAGUUUCUCCACAAGUGAUCCAAUUUGUACUUUUCCUCAAGUGGCAAUGGAUGUUUCAAAUAACUGUUCUGGCUGCUCUCUCUACUUCAUUUAUAGGGGCUUCCUCUGUUUCAAUUUCAUUGUAAGAGUUUCACUUUGUCUGCUUUAACUUUAACUAUUACCAACAUCAUCAAAACAUUUUGAUUAUAUAAUGCUUCAGUUUUUUAAUUUAGUCUGGAGAAGAGGAGACUGAGGGGAUAGUUCAUUAACAUUUACAGGUAUCUAAAUGAUGGGUGUCAGGAGGUUGGGGCAGCACUUUUUUCUUUUGUACCCAGAGACAGGACAAAGGGUGAUGGGAUGAAGCUGGAACACAAACAGUUAUGUUAUAUUUACUAGUGCUUAAGCAUUCACUGCUCAGGAUAAAUAGUUCUAACCUAAAAUUGAAACCAGAGUAAAUGAUGUUGUUGAACCUCGAAGAGAAUGCUGUUGCCUGUAUCAGCUAGAGAGGAGUGGAAGCUUACAGGUAUCCAGAGUGUUGCUCUACUCUAAGGUUAGGAAGAGGAGGUCUAUAACUGUUGAAACUUUUUGUCUAAUUGACAAGUCUGUUAUCAAACAACAGAGUAAAAUACCUCUUGAUGCAGGGGAGAAAAAACUGCUGCUGUGAACUUGUCCCAUAUACUUUUAACGUAACCCUGAAUGAAGCACUUUUUGCAGGUUGUAUUUAGGAACUUAUUUUUUAAUUUGAAUUAAAGUAAACUAUAUGCUUUAGGUUAAGAAGUCAGUAUGACACAAAAAUAAGUACUGUCUGAACACAGAUGUGAUGUCUCUGCGUGGUACACUUUGGUGUAUCCAUACCUGAAGGUAGCAUUAAAAAAAGAGUUGAUCCAUCAGCAAGGUUAAUUAGUCUUUUCAGUGGACAUAGGGGGAAAAUGACCCUGGAAACACUGUUUCUUUUAAUGAUCCCUUCUUGUCUCAGAUUUUUUUAGCCUUUAAAAGGCAUGGGACCUUUAAAAGCUUGUUUCCAUAUACUGAUUUUUUUAUGACAGUGUGAGAAACCAAAGGAUUUUCAUUUUAAAGUACAGAAUAAGAGCAUCUCUCCUUUCAAAGUCUGUCAGUUACAUGCAUAUCAUAGAAUCACAGGAUGGUGGGGGCUGGAGGGGAUCUUUAGAGAUCAUCCAGUCCAACCCUCCUGCCAAAGCAAGGUCCCACCUCUAUCAGGUCACACAGGAACAUGUGCAGGUGGGUUUUGAAGCCCUCCAGAGAAGGAGCCUCCACACCCUCCCUGGGCAGCCAGGGCUCCCUCACCUCACACUGAAACAAUUUCUCCUUAUGUUUAAAAGCAACUUUUUGUGCUCCAGCUUCAUCCCAUCACCCCUUGUCCUGUCACUGGAUACAACAGAAGAAAGUUCUGCCCGAACCUCCUGACACCCACCAUUGAGAUAACUCGUAAAUAGUUCUAUAUUAUAUUGUUAUAUACUUGUAAAUAUGUUUGCAUCUACCCCUAAAUUAUAUCCCCACACUAUAUACAGCAUUGGAAUCGAUACCAGAAAACAAAGUGUGUUUCAUUAUAUAACCAAAUAUACCUUGUACUCACAAUAGUUCCUCUUUUGAGGAAAUAACUAUCAAAUUGUGUCAGUUUUGUGAGCUGAUCUUAAGCUUUUCUCCUGUCUCUUCACUUCUCUUUUCAUC
Colius striatus (speckled mousebird) is the source of this 3263-nucleotide messenger RNA. RefSeq names its product SET domain containing 3, actin N3(tau)-histidine methyltransferase (gene SETD3). Gene Ontology annotation, biological process: peptidyl-lysine trimethylation; peptidyl-lysine dimethylation; peptidyl-lysine monomethylation. Gene Ontology annotation, molecular function: protein-L-histidine N-tele-methyltransferase activity; histone H3K36 methyltransferase activity; histone H3K4 methyltransferase activity. Bases 92 to 1066 code for a protein of 324 amino acids. The transcript is spliced from 10 exons. Lineage: Eukaryota; Metazoa; Chordata; Aves; Coliiformes; Coliidae. The record is from RefSeq and is a predicted model, not a curated record.